Colossoma macropomum (tambaqui) is the source of this 1934-nucleotide messenger RNA. RefSeq names its product Fc receptor-like protein 5. NCBI's taxonomy places the organism in Eukaryota, Metazoa, Chordata, Actinopteri, Characiformes, Serrasalmidae. Bases 42 to 1934 code for a protein of 630 amino acids. The record is from RefSeq and is a predicted model, not a curated record. The transcript is spliced from 9 exons.
GGGUUACAGUACAUACACUGGACUCAUAUUAGACCACCAGCAUGAGGGUCUGGAUUUUGAUCUGUGCUGUAGCUCUGCUGUGCUCAGCUGGAGAAGAGGUUGUCAGACUGCAGGAGCUGGAGGGAAACACUGUAACCCUCCAUACUGGAAUAACAGGAGUUCAGAGUGACCAGAUAAUGUGGUUGUAUGAAUCUGAGAAUGUAGACCUCAGGAGAGUGGAUAGUCUGGUCAUUAGAGGGGAGAUUAUUACAGACUCUUACAGUGAGAGAUUCAGAGACAGACUGCAGCUGGACAGAAACAGUGGAUCUUUAACCAUCACAAACAUCAACAGAGAAGAUUCUGGAGUUUAUAUGUUACAAAUCAGUUGUGAAAGUGUCUCAGCCUGGAGUUUCAGUGUUAAUGUCUAUGCUCCAGUAUCAAAGCCAAUCAUAAAAAUUAAACUUGAAAAAUGCUCAGUGAGUCGCAGAGACCUUUAUUUCCUGCUCUGCUCUGUGGAGAAUGGGAAGGAUGUGAGUUUGUCCUGGUAUGAAGAGAAAGAGAGAAUCUCCAGCAUCAGUAGCUCAGAUUCCAGUGAACGUCUUUAUCUUCCUCUGAAUGUAACCAACCCCAACAACUCUACUUACACCUGUGUAGCUGCUAAUCCAGUUAGCAAUCAGACAACCCAGCUCAACAGUACAGGUCAUUAUCAUCACACAGCUGAGUUUGUGGUCAGACUGGUGCUCUCUGCUAUGGUGGUCCUGGCCACCAUCUCCAUCUUGCUUUAUCACUUCACAUCCAAAAUAGUGAUGAAUACUCCAGUAUCGAAGCCAAUCAUAGGAAAGCAGACUGAAAAGCGCUCAGUAAAUCCCAGAGUGUCGUGUUCUCCUCUGUGCUCCGUGGAGAAUGGGAAGGAUGUGAAUUUGUCCUGGUAUGAAGAGAAAGAGAGAAUCUCCAGCAUCAGUAGCUCAGAUUCCAGUGCACAUCUUUAUCUUCCUCUGAAUAUAAUCAACCCAAACAACUCUACUUACACCUGUGUAGCUGCUAAUCCAGUUAGCAAUCAGACAACUCAGGUCAACAUUACAGAACUCUGUGAUGUUAAUGCAGGUCUGCUGUGCUCAGCUGGAGAAGAGGUUGUCAGACUGCAGGAGCUGGAGGGAAACACUAUAACCAUCCAUACUGGACUAAAAGGAAUUCAGAGUGAUGCUCAGUUCCUGUGGUUUCAUCACCCAGAGAAUUUAGAUAUAAAGAUAGUAAACAGUCUGGUCAAUGAUGGAGAGAUUAUUACAGACUAUUACAGUGAGAGAUUCAGAGACAGACUGCAGCUGAACAGAACCAGCGGAUCUUUAACCAUCACAAACAUCAGCAGGGAAGAUUCUGGAGUUUAUAUACUACAGAUCAUUACUGGAAGAUCCUCCGAAUGGAUGUUUAGUCUUAAUGUCUACGCUACGGUGUCCUCUCCCUACAUUACAAGACUCUCAGUACGUGGUCCUUCAUUCUCCGCAUCAACAUCUGGAUCCAGAUGUUCAGUGCUGUGCUCUGCAGAAAGUCAGAGAGGAAUGACUCUGUCUUGGUUUAAAGGGAGAGAGAUACUGAACCAGACCAGUGAUUCUGAUCAUAGUGAUAAACUCACUCUUCAUCUGGAGGUGAGUGAUGAAGAUCAGGACAUCUAUAACUGUGUGACUGCCAACCCUGUCAGCAACCGCACAUCCAAACUCAACAUCACAGAGAUCUGCUCCCAUGAUAAUGGUGCCACUGAGGUAUGUGGUCUCACUGAGUCCAUGAUUCGAUUAGCAUUCUCUGUUCUGCUGGCAGUGGUCACUGUAGUUCUACUGAUUGAUCACUCUAGAACAUAUUCGGAAGGAAGGAACACUACAACUCACAAACAGUGCCCUCCAUCACAGGAAGCUGACCCCCUUGAAACUCUACCUGCAGCCUUCAUGGUUGAUGAUUCUUGA